Messenger RNA from Menidia menidia (Atlantic silverside), 2745 nucleotides. NCBI's taxonomy places the organism in Eukaryota, Metazoa, Chordata, Actinopteri, Atheriniformes, Atherinopsidae. The record is from the annotation of a GenBank genome assembly.
CUGCUGGUUAACUCAAACCAGUCCUGCAGCUGCCUCAUUGUUUGGAACAUUGCAUGCAUACCAAUAAACUCUGCUCAGGUGCUCCCUCCUUCCCUGGGCAGGUGUAUAAAAGAUGCUCAGGUGGAUGUGAGCAUCACCCGGGCGGCAGAGGUGAACCUGAGCUUCGGCAUGGCCCCAUCAGCACUGCUCCCGCUCCAGCUGCUCCUGCUGGCCUCGCUGGCCAUGGCGUCCCAUUACUACGGGGGGACCACGAGCUUCUCCUACAAAGGCCGAAACCCCGACGGCUCCUUCAACCUGGCCAUUCGAAACCGGAACACCUAUGACGGGUGUGGGUACUCCCUUUACUGGUACUGUUCCAGUGGAAACUGCGGCUCUCCCACCUCCAGCAGUAACUGGAAUGUUAUUGACCGGAGCACCAAUGCACCCAUUUACGAGGGCCAGUGGUGUGAAACUGAAACGGUUCAGACAAGGCGCCUCUACACCAACAAGCCGUUUGAGAUGAGGGCAUCCAGCUGUUGUUGGAUCUCGACUCGUAAUGGUGUUGGGAACUGGAGGCUGAACACUCUGGUGGAUUUAGGAGUGAGGUCGGACACCGGAGAGCCAAACAGGUCCCCGGACAUCGCCAUCCUUCCCUUCCUGAGAGUUCCUCAGAACUGCCCUCGCACUUACAAGCUGGCAUCCUUCGAUCCUGAUGGUGACAGAGUUCGAUGCAGAAAAACGAUCAAAUCUUUUGGCGUUAUUCCUUUGGAUUUCACUGUUUUUGUGGACCCUUAUGAUGCUCCUUCAUGUGUCGAUGGAGAUUACUUUCCCUUCUUUGUGUCACCAACUCCGCAAUAUGGUUUUGAGUUCACUGCUUUCGUCAACCGGACCCUGGAAAUCGAAGUCAGAUCCGUGGCUCAGUAUGCAAAGAUAAAUGACCUGAUUUUGACCGGACCUUUGGGCAUUUCGAAGGAGAGAGUCUCUACAGACACAUUCACCAUAAAAUGGACACCAACUGAAUUCGAUAAAUAUGGUUAUUACCCUAUUUGCUUUGUGUCUGAAGCAUUAAACAACUACCAAGCUUUCCAUUCCGAAAUGCGCUGCGUGACUGUUUAUGUUGCACGGCACGAAGCCACAGUGACCUGCAAUGAAACAACCAUGACCAUUGAAAUUGAGAAGACCUCCGUCAUCAGGAGCCACGAGGGCAGUUUGCAUCUGAACAGCUUCACAGAUUCUUCCUGCAACCUGACAAAGAACUCGAACUCGACCCACCUGGUUGGCGUAAUGCCCCUAAGCAGCUGUGGGACUCUCAUUGAGGAGGACAACGACGAUAUCAUCUUCAGUAACGUGAUCACCUCCGCGGACGUGGGUCAGACCAUCUCUCGGGGGCAGCACGUGGACGUGGCCUUCUCCUGCGCCUACCCAAAGAGGGCCAACCUGUCGCUGGGCUUCUCCCACAAGAACCCCUCUGCCUUCUCGGAGCGGGGCUUCGGCUCCUUCUCCUUCCAGUUUGAGUUCUUCGAGACGGAAAGCUUCGCGCGGCGGGUGGAGGCCAGCAGCUACCCGGUGACGGUCUACCUGAGGCAGAUGCUCUACAUGCAGAUCGACUCCAGCUCCUCCAUCCCCGACACCCAGCUGUUCGUGGAGUCCUGCAGGGCGACGCCCUACGACAACCCCAACGCCCGCCUCAGCUACAGCAUCAUCGAGGACGGGUGCGUGCGGGACCAGACUGUGCAGAUCUACAACAGCUCCAAGGGCCAGUUCAGGUUUGGAAUGGAGGCUUUUGAGUUCAUCGGAACGCACGAUGAGGUCUAUAUCAGCUGCUCGGUCAUCCUGUGUGAGAGCGGCGUCCCCGGAACCCGCUGCUCCCAGGGCUGCCUGGGAUCCCCCCCCCAUCGCCAAAGGAGGGAGGCUGCCGCUCAGACGGGCCGGCACUCCAUUUCCCAGGGGCCUUUGCACCUGGCUGCUGAGGCCCCCGGCAGCAGAUCCUCCGGCCCCGGCUGGAAUCUGGGCCUGAACUCGGUCUUCAUCGUCGGCUGCCUGCUGGUUUGUGGAGUGGUGGUCUAUCGAUCCAGAGGGACCAACGUUAAGUACCAGCCGCUGCCGACCUCCGACCACUGAGCCGCCGGCAGCCCCACAGGAGGAGGGCUCAUGUGGGCUUACAGUCUGUAGGUGACGGAAACCUGAUCCACAUGUUUCUUUAUCCUGCUCAUCUUUGGGUUCCUAAACCUGUUUUAAGUUAACUGGAUGAUUAAGUUAACAAUGAUCUGUUUUCCUUUAGCAUCAUUUUUAUAAAGAUACGUUUUAAUAAACCGAGUUGUUUAUGAUGGGUUUUUUAAUAAAAAAGCAACAUGUACUUUUAUUUCAUUGUGAUUUAUCAGAAAAAUCCACCUGCAGAUGACAGACUCAUAGAAUCCUUUUAAUAAACGACAUUUACUCUGAGAAGGGACCAAUAUCCAGUUACUGAGAUGAGACUGGAUGCACACAAAUGCAGUAUUUCUGAACAUAUGCAGUCUUUUGGAUGUAUUUCAAUCGAUUUAAAUGUGUUAGAAGACAUUGAAAAGAAGCUGUCCAGGAUUUUAUUUGACUUAUUGAGCCUGAAAAAGGCCAAUCAGGUGCUUGAGUUUCUGCUUCUCAGUGAAGUGUGUUUACAGUCUUUUGGUGAUGGAAACCUGAUUGGUUAAGAACGACAUUAAACAUCUGGAAUUGCAUUUAUAGAAUCAAACAACUUGUUUCUUUAUCCUGCUCAUCUUUGGGUUCCUAAAC